AUGCAGGGGUAUAGCGCCCAAGAUGUGGAGAAACAGCCACUCCUCCCCAAGCAUUCCCAAAGAGAUCCUUCCGCCCCGUUUCACAAGCAUACGCGUGCGAGGAGUACCAUUCGUUCGUCGGCGACCAUGUCUCGUGUCUUGAGGCUCUCGCUUUGUACCACCCUCCUUUUGGUCCUGGUGGUUUUGUAUCUCCCUGGUGCAUUCCCGUCGCCCCUUGCUUCUGAUCGUCCACAUGGCAGGUCAAGCGAGCUUGAGCUGCAGCUUGAGGAUGGGAAGAGGGGUGCUGUUGCUAGUGAGAGUGCGAUUUGUAGUCGGCAUGGUACGGAUAUUAUUUUGAUGGGUGGGAAUGCUGCUGAUGCUAUGGUCGCGACGAUGCUCUGUGUUGGAGUUGUUGGCAUGUAUCACAGUGGCAUUGGAGGCGGAGGCUUUAUGCUGGUCAAGUCGCCAAAUGGCACGUUUGAGUCUAUCGACUUUCGCGAGACUGCCCCGGCAGCGGCCUUCGAGGAGAUGUUCAACAACAACACUGGAGCCUCCACAUCUGGCGGAUUAGCAAGGUAUGCCAAAUCCAGCUCACGUCGAACCACCACUGACAAAUCUAGCGGCGUCCCCGGUGAACUGCGUGGCCUGGAAUACCUGCACAACAACUACGGCUCUCUACCCUGGUCUGUAGUCGUCCAACCGGCCAUCAACACCGCACGGUAUGGCUUUCCCGUCGGCGAGGAUCUAGUCCACUACAUGGACUCCGCAGUCGGCGACGACGAGGAUUUCCUCGUCAACGACCCCGCCUGGGCUGUCGACUUCGCUCCACACGGCACCCGUGUCAAGCUCGGCGACACGAUUACUCGAGGCCGAUACGCAGACACACUCGAGACGAUCGCCGGGCACGGCCCGGACGCCUUUUACACGGGCCCGAUUGCAGAGUCUAUGAUCAGUGCGCUGCAGGCGAAGAAUGGAACCAUGACCCUGGAGGACCUGCGCAAUUAUACCGUCGCCGUGCGUGGCAUUGCGCAGAUCGAUUAUCGCGGGUACCGGGUUACCAGCACGACUGCGCCGUCGAGCGGAGUCGUUGCGUUGAAUAUGUUGAAGGUGCUGGAUACGUACGAGCCGUUGUUUACGGAGAGGAAUUUCAAUCUGAGUACGCAUCGCAUGGACGAGGCGAUGCGGUUUGGAUAUGGAUUGAGAACUCAACUCGGAGAUCCGCAUUUCGUCAAGGGGUUGGUCGAGUAUGAAAAGGGGAUGCUGGAGGCGCAGACUAUUAGUGAUAUCCGUGGGAAGAUCUCGGAUCUCCGGACGCAGAAUGUGUCUGCGUAUAAUCCUGCUGGGAUUGAGAGCCUGGAGACCCCCGGCACCUCGCACAUCGCAACAAUCGACCACUCAGGCCUAGCCAUCUCAGCCAUCACCACAAUCAACCUCCUCUUCGGCAGCAAAGUCAUCGUCCCCGAGACGGGCAUCAUAAUGAACAACGAAAUGGACGACUUCUCAAUCCCCAACUCCUCCAACUCCUUCGGCUACAUCCCCUCAGAGAGCAACUUCAUCCGCCCCGGAAAACGCCCCCUCUCCUCCUGUACACCGACGAUAAUCACCUACCCAAACGGGAGCACAACCUUUCUAAUAGCCGGCUCCGCAGGCGGCAGCCGGAUCAUCACGGCGACAGUACAGAAUAUCAUCCACGCCAUCGACGAGGGACUCUCGGCCGCCGAGACACUCGCGCGGCCGCGGCUGCAUGACCAGCUCGUGCCGAACCACGUGCAGUUCGAGUACGGGUUCGACAAUGCGACUGUGCAGUUCAUGCGGGAGCGCGGGCAUAAUGUUACGUGGAUGGCGCCCGGGACGAGUACGGCGCAGGCGAUUCGGGUGCUACGCAAUGGAACGUUUGAUGCGGCGGGGGAGCCGAGGCAGAGGGAUUCCGGGGGGUUUGCGGUUUAG
This is a messenger RNA of Aspergillus calidoustus, 1926 nucleotides long. NCBI's taxonomy places the organism in Eukaryota, Fungi, Ascomycota, Eurotiomycetes, Eurotiales, Aspergillaceae. The record is from the annotation of a GenBank genome assembly.